AUGGUGAGAUCGUUCCAACUUAGAAUACUUUACAUGGAGAUCAAGGUGACUUACUGGGAGAUUGGACAAAUUAAACUGAGUUUAAUGAACUUACAACAGAGACUGAGAACGACAGAGAUAGCAUCAGUGAAUGGUUUCUUGCUUGUGCAAGAUCAGGUCUUCUGGCGGGAAUUUCGGAGGUCAACUAGCAAUCAACAGGAAAAGUUCAAUGCCCUCUUUUUGAGGCAAUUGGGGCACGUCACCAACAUGCCAUCAGCUGAUUGGGUUGUAAACAAGACUGAUGUUCCUAUACCUCACGAAGACUAUGAGAACAAAAUGCUAAACAUAGUAUCGGACGAGUCAACAUACAAGAAAAUACCAAUGUCCAAGACAAUCACUACAGAAAACAAGAACAAUGCGUUGGUGAAAAAACUGUACGAUAGAGGACACAUUGAUCCUAUCACUAGACGACAACUUACCACGCACAAUUCAAGGACCCCUAGGAUUUAUGGACUCCCCAAAAUCCACAAACCAGAUACUCCCUUAAGACCUAUUGCAUCAUGCAUAAAAUCACCCACAUACAGUCUCUCUAAAUUCCUGAUACACAUUCUCAGGCAAGCAACCAAUUUAGGAGGAUACAGCGUGAAGGACUCGUACGAGUUUGUGGAUAGAGUCUGUAACACAGAAGUACCCGAAGGAUACAUAAUGAUCAGUUUGGAUGUGGUAUCCCUAUUUCCAAACAUCCCACGUCAGCUGGCAAUGGAAAUAGUAGAUGAACUCUGGAAUUCUAACAAAAUCAACACAGAUAUUAGUAAGGAUCUCUUCGAACAAAUGCUACGCCUAUGCCUCGAAACAAGCUACUUUACAUACAAUGAUCAACAUUAUGUCCAAAUUGAUGGAAUGCCCAUGGGUGGCCCGCUUUCCCCAGUGAUUGCAGAUAUUGUUAUGGAUCAUGUAUUGAUCAACAUAACCCAAAGAAUCCCAUUCCAAAUUGUCUGUCUGACUAAAUAUGUGGAUGAUUUGUUCUGCCUGAUCCCACAUGACAAAUCCGAUGAAGUCCUAUCGUACUUUAAUAACUACCAUGAAAAACUCCAAUUCACAAUUGAAAAAGAAGUUGAUGGAGCCAUACCAUAUCUGGAUACAUACGUAGUGAGACAAGAAUCAUGCAUGCGUACAAUGUGGUACAAAAAGCCGAUAGCAUCGGACAGGAUGCUAAAUUAUCACUCAAACCAUCCUUUACAACAAAAAGUCAGCACUGCGAUUGGUCUCAUUAACCGGGUUCUCAAGUUAACAACAGCCAAUACAGACAAUACGAAGAACAUAAUUAUUACAAAAUUAAAAAUGAAUGGUUUCCCGACUAGAUUAAUCAAUGCUCUCUGGAACACCCACAACAACAACACAAAUCACAACACAACACGAGAGGACACAAAUCCAAAUGACGUCACAUAUAGAUCCAUAAUGUACAUACCAACACUCAGGAAGCAGAAGAUUCUUUCCACAGUUGUGAAGGAGGAACUGAUCAAAUGCAUGAGCAAGGAGAACGUCAUCAAUCGGAUCACAGGAGAGAGGAAUGAAAUCACCAGACUUGGGGGUCAACGAUCCCACGUAACGGAAUAG
Phlebotomus papatasi is the source of this 1596-nucleotide messenger RNA. RefSeq lists its product as uncharacterized. The coding region runs from base 1 to 1596 and encodes 531 amino acids. The transcript has 3 exons. NCBI's taxonomy places the organism in Eukaryota, Metazoa, Arthropoda, Insecta, Diptera, Psychodidae. The record is from RefSeq and is a predicted model, not a curated record.